AUGUCCUGUAAAUCUUUGUCGCCGAUGUUUGUCGACAGUCUCUAUAGAAAAGCGUGUUCGGAAUGUGCAGGUGAGACCCUGAACGGUCAGAGACUGAUCGAAUUCCGGCUGGGGGCCGAGGCCGAGUCGGAGCAGGGUGAAGGGCUGGCGGUAGCGUCAGCCGAGCUGCUGGUGCGCGCGGAGACGUCGCCGCGCGCACGCCGCCUGCGCUACACGCUGUGGGCCUUCACGGUGAGCGGCAACGAGACGGCCGCCAUCAGCGCGCUGGCCGGCGCGGUGCGGCGCGACCCAGCGCGCGGCUGGCAGCGGCUGGACGUCACGGCGGCGGCGCGGCGUUGGGCAGCGGCGGGCGCGCGUGAGCCGCUACGCCUGCUGCUGGACUGCAGCGGCUGCGGCGGCCGCGUGCGCCUGCGGCUGGGCGGUGGCCAGGCGGCGCGCCCGCUGCUGCGCCUGCGCCUGAAGCCGCCAGCGGUGCGCCGCCGCCGCGCGCUGGACUGCGACGCCGCCGAGCACGGCCGCUGCUGCCGGCAGACCUACUACGUGAGCUUCCGCGCGCUGGGCUGGGACGACUGGAUCGUGGCGCCGGAGGGCUACUACGCCAACUACUGCCGCGGCGCGUGCGCGCCCUUCCUCAACUACCACUCGCAGGUGGUAGAGGCGGCGCGACUGGAACGCGCCGAGUGCUGCGCGCCCGUGCGCUUCUCUGCGCUGUCGCUCAUCUACUUCGGCGCCGACUCCAACAUCAUCAAGCGCGACCUGCCCGAGAUGGUGGUGGAGGAGUGCGACUGCCCGUAG
Spodoptera littoralis (African cotton leafworm) is the source of this 795-nucleotide messenger RNA. Lineage: Eukaryota; Metazoa; Arthropoda; Insecta; Lepidoptera; Noctuidae. The record is from the annotation of a GenBank genome assembly.